AUGCGCCGCAUUCCCUCCCAGGAGGCGCGCUACUCCCCGCCCCAGAUGCGCCGGUCCUCGCCGCAGGAAACGCGCCACUCUCCGCCGCCGGUGCGACGCUCUCCGCCGCAGGAAACCCGCUACUCUCCGCCGCAGGAGACGCGCUACACACCUCCCCGUCGGUCGUCAGCCGGUGAGCGCGACAGUACUCCGGUGCGCGUGCAGACCACUCAGCAGGAGGACGGCCGGAUCGUGAAGGAGUACCACUUCUGCAGCAGUCCGCGGCCGCAGCGGCCGGUGCGGCGCGACUCGCCGUCGGCUGUCUGGGAGCGCAGUCGCAGCUCGGACGAACCGGACGGACCGGCGGCGGCGCGGCUCGGCGGACUGGCCGGCCGGCGGCACCAGAGCACCGAGCAACUCGACUGGCGCGCCGCCGAGCCGCCGUUCAGCACACAGACGGUGGACCGGCGGCGGCCGGCGCGGCCGCACCAGGAGCCCGUCCUCCAGACACAGACGCUCCCCAGGAAACCGCGUGAGUCGCGCGACCCGCCGUCGGCCAGUCGGCUCGGCGCCUCCUCCAAAUUCGGCGGCAGCAUGAUCAACGUCUCCGUCCGGAACAACGUGUUUGGUAGCUCACCGGUGACGCGUCAGCCGCCGCGCCGCACUAACAGUCUGUAUGAGAAGGAGGAGGGGCCGGCCGGCGGCGGCCUCAAGAGCCCCGACAUCAUCUCGGCCAUUCAGAGGACGAGCGGUACGCGGCGCGAGGAAGACGACGAUCUCCAGCGUCGGAACGUCGAGAAGGAGCCCGAGUGGCGGCCGACCGUGUCGGCGCACCCGCCGCCGCCGCCGCCGCCGCCCCCGCCCGCCAAGGUUCCCAAGGUGGCACCCAAAGUUGCGCCCAAGGUGGCGCCCAAGCCGCGACCAGCGACCAAGGAGAACUUUAUGCGCGGUCUGAUGCAGAACGCUCCCGAACUGUACUCGGCACUGCACGGCGACGAGCGGAAGGACUCCAAGACGCCGUCUCCGAAGCAGAGUCCGCCUCCAGCGCUGUAUCGUGCCCGCUCGCCGGCGCCGCUUACCCUCGACUACGGGGCCAUCUACCCGAAAACGCCGCCCGUGUUCAAGCGACUGGAGCGGCUGCGGGCCGACGAGGAGGUGGUGACCAAAGAGGGCCGCUCGCGCUCCACCACGCCCGCCGAGGACGUGCACAACUUCCGACUGGGCACCAUGUCCCCGACCGGGGAGCGCACAGAUCUGAUCAAGGUACAACGGUGAGCUGCCGAGUUCCGAGUGAGCUCACAGCCCGCUGACUGUCGCCACAGCCGCCAGUACCCACCAGCCGCCACCCCGGGUCGGCCCGGCCGACUCGACGGCGCCCUGCUGCCUCAGCGUGCGGAGAGACACGGCGGAGACACAGGCCACUCUGCCUCAGCGCUGGAGAGACACAGCGGAGACACAGGCCACUCUGCCUCAGCGCUGGAGAGACACAGCGGAGACACAGGCUGCUCUGCCUCAGCGCCCAGGAGACACGGGCUGUUCUGCCUCAGAGCUGAGAGACCACUCUGUCACCAGUGGCGAGAGAGAAUGUCCGCCCGUCGCCCAGUGCUGGUAGAGCAGCAGUGUGUCAUGUUCAAGUGUCGUGAGAAGGACGUCCGUGCCGGCCGUUCGCCCCCGUGGAUUCACUGAACCGGGAGCGUCUUAGAAAAGUGGCCGGCUCGAGCUCGCUAGGCGCCAUCGAACGUUCGGCGAGUUGUUUAGGUCGAACGACCCCUGACGCGAAUACCGAUCGAACUGGUGAAUGUUUAUCGAUGUAGGCACCUAACGCUUACUAGCGUGCACAGUGCGCCGCAGAGAUGUUAUGCCAUGGUAAGUGUGUGCCGUGAAUUAAACCAUGGUGCUGUGUUGUGCCAAUGCCUGCGUGACAAACCUAAUAUUAGGAGUGGCUUAUUUAACUAAUAAUUGCCUUUUAUCAUCUCUAAUCGUUUUCCAUAUCUGUAAAUAGUUCGAGAAGUAGCGUUCAUUCUAUGAGUGUAUGAGCGAGUGUCUUCGUAAAGCACAGAGCGAGUGGAGGUUGAUUGAAUCCAUAGACGGCUGGACGGCCAGCCCGGCCGACGGCUCUGCGCAUGUAAGAGAGAAAGAGAGAGAGAGAGAGAGAGAGAGAGAGAGAGAGAGAGAGAGAGAGAGAGAGAGAGAGAGAGAGAGAGAGAGACGUGUCUCUAUGCAUAAGCCAGUCAAUAAACUGAAGACGCA
Amphibalanus amphitrite is the source of this 2229-nucleotide messenger RNA. RefSeq names its product serine/arginine repetitive matrix protein 1-like. The record is from RefSeq and is a predicted model, not a curated record. NCBI's taxonomy places the organism in Eukaryota, Metazoa, Arthropoda, Thecostraca, Balanomorpha, Balanidae. The coding region runs from base 1 to 1254 and encodes 417 amino acids. The transcript is spliced from 2 exons.